AUGCUGGGUCGCGGCGGAGCAGCGGGAUGGCCAGCGUUGGCGCUGGUUGCGAUGGCAAUGGUGGCGUGUGUGCAGGCAGAAGAAGUCCUCACUCUCACAGAGUCGAACUUCGAUGAAGCUGUCAAGAAACAUAGCUUCAUGGUUGUUGAAUUCUACGCUCCAUGGUGCGGACACUGCAAGUCGCUGGCCCCUGAAUAUGAGAAGGCUGCCGUCGCCCUCAAGGGAGACAAGUCUGCCGGGCAGGAGAUCAUUCUUGCCAAGGUCGACGCCACCGUUGAGAGGAACUUGGCGGAGAAGUACGGCAUCGGAGGCUUUCCUACCCUGAAGAUCUUCGAGAACCAUGACGCCGCCGCUCCUUCAGAAUACGCUGGGCCCAGAGAUGCGACGGGCAUUGUCAGUUUCUUGAAGAAGCGAGCAGGACCAGCAUCGCUGGAGGUCACAAGCGAUGCACAGGCCAAGGAGCUCAAGGAGAAGAACUCUGUUAUCGUUGUCAACACCGGAAAGGCAGACAGCACGUGGACGUCGAUCGCUAACUCCAUGCGGGAUGCAGUGCUCUGGGUUCACACGUCCAACAAGCAGGCUAUGAGCGCGUUCGGCGUGAAGAGUGGGACGAUCACGAUGCUGAAGACCUUCGAUGAGAAGACUGUGACUUACUCCGGGUCGCUCACCGAUGCCAAGAAGAUCAAGGACUUUGUGAACGAGCACAGGGUUGAGAUCGGCCUGUUCGUGAAGAAGGGAGACCAGGGAGCCCUCAAGAUUGUGUUCGAGGACGAGAACAAGCCCAACGUGUUCCUCUUCACCAACGAUGACAAGGCCGGGCUUGACGCCCUCAAGGCUGUUGGCAAGAGCCACCGCAAGGACAUGGUCUUUGCUUACUUCGUCGCUUCCGACUUCCCCGAGGCGUUCUCCCACUUCAGCAUGGAGAAGUUCGUCGACUCCUCCUUGCCCAAGGUUCUGAUCGAGGACAGAAAGGAAGGACUCCGCUAUCUCAUGCAGGAGGCCGUAUCUCAGACCAGCCUGCAGAAGUUUGUCCAGGGCUACAAGGCCAAGACUAUCGAGCCCUACCUCAAGUCGGAGGAGGCGCCGGCCGACAACUCCGGGCCCGUCAAGGUCAUCGUGGGCAACACGUACGAGGCUGAUGUGCUCAAGAGCCAAAAGUGGGUCUUCCUUGAGGCGUACGCGCCAUGGUGCGGCCACUGCAAGCGCCUGGAGCCCAUCUGGACUGAACUCGGCAAGGCGUUCAACAAGGAGGAUGUGAUCAUUGCCAAGGUUGACGCAACUGCCAAUGACCUUCCUAAGUCACUCAACAUUAAGGGCUUUCCUACCCUGAUGCUCUUCAAGGGAGACGGGUCACUCCCUGAGAUGUACAGCGGAGGAAGAGAGUUCAAUGAUCUGGCAAGCUUCGUGACCUCCAAGACUGGAGCCAAGAUGAAGGAGGGAUUCAAGCCUUCCGUCACAGAGCAGGGCAGCUCAGAGACCACAGAAAAGAAGAUCCUCCGCUUCAUGGCUACCCAGUUCCAGCUCCCUCUCAUGGGCCCUGAGUACACCGUGAGCGGCCUCUGGCUUGCAGCCAUGGUGGUCUUCCUCCUCUUCAUUGCCUCCGUGUCCCUCGUUAUCGCCUGCAUCUCCAAGGAUCCAAGCCCCAAGGCCGCGGGUAACAAGAAGACCGACUAAGACGAGCACGAGAAAAUAUUUUAUUGAGUAGAAUUGAGUUGCGUUAGAACUUUAAACAUGCUGGAGGGAUCACAGUGAACUUGUGAGAGUGUGCCGGAGGCUCCUAGACACGAUCCCUGCCCUUCCUCCUUCUUUCUCUGCAUUCACGCGAAGUGAGUCUUAUCGUCCCAGUUGUCCGUCUCCAGCAGGGGCUUGCGGUAAGGUCCCAUGAAGUCAUGGUCAAUAGUAGACUCGCCCAGCUCUCCCUUGAGGUGGAUCCCAGUGAUUUGCUGCGAGACAAGCGACCCGACUGCAGGAGCAAGCUUGAAGCCGUGCCCUGAGAAUCCGUUGCAUGCCCACAAGCCCUUCACUUUGGUCUGACCGAUCAUGGGAUGGACGUCAUCCUGGUUCACGGUGUACAUGCUCGAGAACCCGACGAUGCUUCCGGAGGUAGGGAGGCCGGGAAGGCGGUGGAAGACGGCGUUCAAGUACUCCUGCUUGAAGUCCGGAUCGAGGUUCUGGUUGUAGUCGUCGGGAUCAACAAUCUCUGACUCGAAUCUGUGAUCGACGGAGCCGAACACGAGCUGGUUGUUUGCUCUACGUGGCAUGAAGUAGAUCCCAGACGCUCCCCAGGUGUCCGCAGUGAAGGGAAGAUCGCAGUACUCGUCAGGGAUCCACUUGUGACCCACCUGGAUGCGGGUGGGAAGGGCGCUGGUCGAGAGCUUGAUGUCGACGGUGUCAUUCAACUUGUUGAACCAGGGUCCAGCCGCGUUCACAACCACAGGCGUAUCGAUCACCGCGCCUCCCACAAGCUGCACUCCUGUGAGCUCGGCUCCGUCUCCCUUCUGUCCGUUCUUGGUCAACAGAGUGUCGACCUUCUGCUUGAACCUGACAUCCGCUCCAACCCUUUUCGCCGCAGCGAGAACAUCCAGCAGGCAGGUGGAGGAGUCCAGGUGGCCACAUCCAUGCUCAUACAGCACGGAGAACGGCCCAAGGUUCUGAUCGACCUCGUUUCCUUCCUCGUCGAACUUCGGGAAUGGCUCCGGGUUCAUGAGGGGGAACUUCUUGCGGAAUUCGGCUUCAUCGAGAACGUCAGAGUCGACUCCAAUCUUCUUCAGCCUCCCCUGCAUCAUCUGAUUGAAAUCCUUUGGCUUCCCAAGCAUCCACAACGCGCCAGUUUCAGUGAAGUACGCCUGGGCCUCAGGGUCUCUCAAGUACUCCUUCCAGUUCUUGUAAGCAGUGGUUCCAGACAGGGCCAGCUGCAUGGUCGGAUCGAAGCUGUAGAAGGCACGCUGGAAUCCGGUGGAAUAACCUGAGGAGCCGAACCCGACAGCUGCCGCUUGCUCGAGCACAAUAACCUUGAGGUUCUCAGCCCUGCGCUUGAGCUGGUAGGCGAUGUUGAGACCCAUGAUACCUCCUCCAACAAUCACAACAUCGGCUGUCUCCUUGGAACUCAUCCACCUUGCUCUUCCCGCCUCCUUCAACAGCCUCCCUCUCUUUCCUCCUCCUCUUGCCAUCGCCCGCAUGCCAUGCGCCGCAGCACUAAGCCACCCCUGCAUUGUUGACCGU
Messenger RNA from Guillardia theta CCMP2712, 3222 nucleotides. RefSeq lists its product as hypothetical. The record is from RefSeq and is a predicted model, not a curated record. The transcript has 17 exons. Lineage: Eukaryota; Cryptophyceae; Pyrenomonadales; Geminigeraceae. Bases 1 to 1674 code for a protein of 557 amino acids. Gene Ontology annotation, biological process: protein folding; response to endoplasmic reticulum stress. Gene Ontology annotation, molecular function: protein disulfide isomerase activity. Gene Ontology annotation, cellular component: endoplasmic reticulum.